This is a messenger RNA of Nymphaea colorata (pocket water lily), 2087 nucleotides long. Its product is annotated as zinc finger protein SHOOT GRAVITROPISM 5-like. The coding region runs from base 399 to 1883 and encodes 494 amino acids. Lineage: Eukaryota; Viridiplantae; Streptophyta; Magnoliopsida; Nymphaeales; Nymphaeaceae. Gene Ontology annotation, cellular component: nucleus. The transcript has 3 exons. The record is from RefSeq and is a predicted model, not a curated record. Gene Ontology annotation, molecular function: DNA-binding transcription factor activity.
GAGAGAGCGAGUGGGGGAGAGAGAGGAAGAGAGAGAGCUCAAUUUCCCAGCCUUGCUUAGGUUUCGAAGGAUUUUAAAGGAGAUGGAGAGAGAGUGUGUGUGUCUGUGGUCUCUGUGUUGCUUGUGGGAAGAGGUGAAAGCUGAAAGGCUGCAUUUGUAGCCUGAAACCUUUUCUCUUUUUCCUGCCUGAGUGCCCUUCUCUCUCUCUCUCUCUCUCUCUCUCUCUCUCUCUCUCUCUCUCUCUCUCGGUGUCACUAACCGCCCGGCUAAGAUCCUCUCUAAUCCUCCUUCUUUUCAUCGAAUUGUAAUUGAGAAGAAGGACAAAGUUGAAGUGAACAGAAGAUUUCGUUUAAAUUGAGAUACAUGGUUCUGUACUCCACCGUUGCUUUAGACUGUCAAUGGUGCUCUCUUUUUGCCAGCCCUUGAACUUGGAAGGGGAUCGACAGCAAACGGAAUUCCAACAGGGACGACUCAUGUUUGGUCCUGGUCAAUCGGCAGCAGCAGAAGGCCCAACGCCAUCUUUAGCCAACUCCCCAUUUCCUUCUGUAUCCGUUCUCAGCUGUGCAGAUAAAGGAAGCAACAAGAGGAAAAGGAGGCCUGCUGGCACCCCAGAUCCUGAUGCUGAGGUUAUCUCCCUCUCUCCUAAAACAUUGCUCGAAUCCGACCGCUAUGUCUGCGAGAUCUGCAACCAAGGGUUCCAGAGGGACCAGAACCUCCAGAUGCACCGCCGAAGGCACAAGGUGCCGUGGAAGCUGCUCAAGAGGGAGACGCCGGAGAUCAGGAAACGGGUGUUCGUCUGCCCGGAGCCGACGUGCCUCCACCACGACCCUUGCCAUGCCCUCGGCGACCUCGUCGGAAUAAAGAAGCAUUUCCGGCGGAAACACAGCAACCACAAGCAGUGGACGUGCGAGAAGUGCUCCAAGGCCUACGCCGUUCAGUCGGACUACAAGGCCCAUCUCAAGACCUGCGGCACCAGAGGUCACUCCUGUGACUGCGGCCGCGUCUUCUCCAGGGUGGAGAGCUUCAUAGAGCAUCAAGAUGUCUGCAGUGCUGGGAGAGAUCGGCAAGAACAACAAGUUCCACUGUCCGUCUCCUUGUCUCGAACAGCUUCCACUACCAGCCCAUCUAGUGACACCAAUUUCAGCGCACCAAAUUGGUCUGCCAUGAAAAUUUCUAGCUACCCAAGUGGAUUUGGUGCAGCUUCCGACCAUUUUCCUCAGAACCUUGAACUCCAGCUCUUGCCCACUUCCAAUAAUCAUCCAACCUCACCAAAUCCGACCAAUCAGCUACUGAAUAAAGACGGAAACCAGUCGACUAUAUUGCAACUCUCAAUAGGCCCAGGCCAUGAAAGCAAUAAACCGGCCAUCAAACCCAACCAAAGGCCUGAACUCUCAUGGCUACUAGAUAUCAACAAGCCCCUGGACGAACUCAGUUUGGAACAACAGCUGAUUAUCAACCAAAACACCAAGAAUUCGCCGUCGAUCGACUCAUUUAAUAAUGAUAUGCUAUCGGCUUUGAAGCUGAAGGACCAAGCCAGGGAUCAACUAAAGUUAGCAACGGCGGAGAAGACGUACGCAGAAGAGAUUAGGCAGCGUGCCAGACUGCAGAUCGAACUAGCGGAGAAGGAAUUCGCCGACGCAAAGAGAAUCAGGCAACUUGCUCAGGAUGAACUACAGAAGGCCCGGCUUAUGAGGGAUCAAGCAAUCAAGCAAGUGAAUAGUAUCAUGCUACAGAUCACAUGUCAAUCCUGCAAACACCAUUUUCAGGCCGCAGCCCAACCGUCCGAUCAGAAUUCAUUGGCCAUAAGAUACGUUUCUUCUGUUGCUGCAGAAGGCCUAGGAGAAAAUGGUAACAAACACCCCAUGAGAAUCCUAAGCCUCUAAGCCAUGUCACCGUUAACUGCAAUACUAUAUCGUUUCGAUAUUGCUUCAAAUUAUUUAUCCUGUUUUCCCUCCGAUUCUGAGUUCAGAUUGUGAUUAGUGGUGUAGUUUGAAUGAACAUCUGAAAUUCAGAAUUGGUUUUGUCUGAUUUCUCUUUCCCUGUGUAUGUGUUUCUAAUACAUGUGCACCAUCUUGGAUUUCUCUCUU